AUGAUUAUUAUCAACAUAGAAAGUAAACAAAAUUAUGCUGAGCUUAAGCAAAGUAAUAUUUACCUUAAUAAAGAAUUGAGUGAAAUGAUUGUUAGCGACAAAGAAUGUAAGCAAAAAAUUGCUGAGCUUGAAAAACAACUGGACGACCAAACAAAAGUGAUACUGAAAUUGAAGAAUAAGGAUAGGCGUAGCAAGCAGCAACGUUAUUUCCCACAACAGCGUCAUUCCCAGCAGGAAGAUAACUUCCACCAACAAGACACGCCACCUCAAAGUCCAAGUCCAAAAAAUACUCAGCAACGCGAAGAGGUCACUUGCAAGCAUAGCGACCUGCAAGGACAACCGGAACAGCACCUGGAGCUCAAUAAUACACACUUUCAGUAUAUGGCACAAAAAGUGCAUGGAGAUAUACAGGCAUCGCCGCAAAAAUACCAUACUGUUCCAGCAAACUCGAAUAUGGCCGAAAACAUCGCAGAAGUGACAGCACCGCGCAUUAUAAAUUGUGAAACAAUCAUCAAUGGUCAAACAAACUCAAUGACCCGAAAGAAAUCGCGAGCUUUAAAAAAACAACCACAUGAGAAAGUGCGAGAUGAAAAUAUUCUAAAGGAUAUUAUAUUUACGGUCGCAACUAGGAGUGGAGUGUCUGAAGAGGAAGUUCGUAAUACUAUUGCAACAGUUCGUGCCGAAGAGGAAAUACCGCGCAAUGCAAACUGGGCAACAAUCGCUCAUGGUGAUCGCAUUGACAACGACGGGCAUCCAGAAAUAGGAGAGGCUUUUCAGGGAAAUAAUCUGGACUUACUUUGCUCCGUAGCUGCCGGAGACAUGGCGAUAUGUUUUCCGGACGAGCACAAACGGAAAGCGAGUGUUAUGGAAUAUGAGAGUAACACAGAGCAAAAUGGUUCCCAGGAGCACGUAGGAGUUCAACCACAUUCAAAAAGGGCAGUCGCUACAAAACGGCCAACAAUCUCUCAAAGUAGUAAGCGUAGAUGCAGAUGGAUAAUACCUGGACCAUCCCAAGAAGUGUCACAGUGCCCACUCCAACCAUUGCAAAUAGAUGCCAAUAACAGAAAUGACAAAGUGACUUACAUAUCGAUUGGUCCUAACAAAACUCUCGUACCACAAAAAUAUUACGAAUCAAUUGAUUUUACUAAUGCUUCAGUGGCAACUCGAAAACUAUUAGUGAUCUGUUUUGAUCGUGAAACAUUAGCUACGCACUCAUUGAGCGGAAAGAGAUCGCCAGCUUUUAAAGACAAACCACUUAAAAAACCGCUAGAUCCCCUAAUUGUAGAGGAUAUUAUAUUUGCGGUCACAACUAGGAGUGGAGUGUCUGCAAAGGAAGUACGUGCUGCCAUCACCACAAAAUGCGCCGACGAGAACAAAAUGUGGCGAAUGAAACACCCGGAACUUACAUAA
Anastrepha obliqua is the source of this 1410-nucleotide messenger RNA. RefSeq lists its product as uncharacterized. The transcript has 2 exons. The record is from RefSeq and is a predicted model, not a curated record. The coding region runs from base 1 to 1410 and encodes 469 amino acids. Gene Ontology annotation, biological process: negative regulation of Notch signaling pathway; positive regulation of neuron differentiation. Gene Ontology annotation, molecular function: transcription corepressor activity; DNA binding. Gene Ontology annotation, cellular component: nucleus. NCBI's taxonomy places the organism in Eukaryota, Metazoa, Arthropoda, Insecta, Diptera, Tephritidae.